ACACCAAUAAUACUAAAAAUAGCUAAAAUCUCUGAAUUCUUAAUAACAACUAAUAAAAAGCCCAAAUAAGUUCCUACUGACCAAACAAACAUGCUUAAAUUAUUCAAGCACAAUGACUUAAGUAUUCCACAACAACCUCAGUUCUGUACUUGAUUGUUUGAGUUAGUAGUACUUAAAAUCUUUAUUUUAUGGAUUUGUAAGCUAAAGAAAUUCAAGGAACUCACGAUUAUUCGUUUAAUUUAUGUAACUCUCUAAGUUCGGCUUCAAAUUGAUAUUUUGUGUUGUAGCCUACACAUUAAUCAAAAUUAAGUAAAGCUAAAAUUGUAUAAAUAUGUACGUUUGUGAGUUGAAGCUAUUUAUUUUUUUUUACGUUAUGGUUGUUUAACAAAUCGUGUUUAUUUAUUUAUUUAUUUUUUCAGUCUACAUUAUUAUUGCUUUUGUUGUUAACUGUCACUGUUAUUACCUGAGUCACUUUACAAUCAUUACUAUUUGGCAAAGUUUGUAGUCUAUUGUUUGUAUUUAUUGUGUUUAUGUACACAAAAGUAUACUAUACAGAAAAGUAACACAUCAUGACCGACUAGGUUAAUUCGCAAGUCACUCGGAGGAGAAUGAAAGCUGGUAUGCAUCAUACAAACUCAGCGGUGUGAACACAAACCAAUCACAAAGCGAGAAUCUUCCGAGCGAGACGCUCUAGCGCAUGAAUGUGGGUCAUUCCUUGCACUCAGCACCAGGAACGGACGCACUUUCCAACUUUCCAACAUGGAAAAGAGCUGGAUAUGGACCAAGUUUGACGGGCUACUCGAAGAAGGAAUCGUCAGAAACCUUACAGUACUCUGAAACAACAUAACUUUUCAUGAUGAGGCGCUUCAGUGAGCGCACCGGCAAAGCGCGCGAACAGCUCGAGAUAUCAAACUAACGGAUGAUGAAGCUGACAGAUAAAGAAACAUGUUAAAUUUGGAGCAGUCUUCCUAGAGAUGGAGAACGGUACAAACCACACGCAGGACCUCGCGCACGGGGCGCAGGAGAAAGAGGAUGGAGACGGGCAGAACAGCGUACGCGCGCUGCUGGGGUUCGUGCUCUUCCUCCUGAUUGUCUCCACACUGCUCGGGAACACGCUGGUGUGCGCCGCCGUGGUCAAAUUCAGGCACCUGCGCUCCAAAGUCACCAAUUUUUUCGUAAUUUCUCUGGCCGUGUCCGAUCUCUUUGUGGCGGUCCUGGUGAUGCCGUGGGAGGCGAUAUCCGCGGUGGCGGGCACGUGGCUAUUCGGCCGCUUUUGCGCCAUCUGGAUCGCCUUUGACAUCAUGUGCUCCACCGCGUCCAUCCUCAACCUGUGCAUCAUCAGCGUGGACCGGUACUGGGCCAUCGCGAGCCCGUUCCGGUACGAGCGCAAGAUGACCCACCGGGUGGCUUUCAUGAUGAUCGGGGUGGCGUGGACCCUGUCCAUCCUCAUCUCCUUCAUCCCGGUUCAGCUCAACUGGCAUAUGGCAGAGGAUGAGGAGGAGAGUGCAGCGGGUAACGGCACCAACUACACCGACAACUGCAAAGCCAACCUAAACAGGACGUAUGCCAUCUCUUCUUCCCUGAUAAGUUUCUAUAUCCCCGUUAUCAUCAUGAUCGCCACGUACACGAGGAUAUUCCGUAUUGCGCAAAUACAGAUCCGCAGGAUCUCUUCUUUGGAGAGAGCAGUGGAGCAGUCGCAAAACCACCACCAGUCCAACGACUGCGCCAACGAGAACUCUCUUAAAACCACAUUCAAGAAAGAGACCAAAGUGUUAAAAACACUCUCCAUCAUCAUGGGAGUGUUUGUGUUUUGCUGGCUGCCGUUUUUCGUGCUGAACUGCAUGGUGCCGUUCUGUCAGUGCGUCAGUGACACCACCUUCACCAUCUUUGUGUGGUUCGGAUGGGCCAAUUCCUCCCUCAAUCCCGUCAUUUACGCGUUUAACGCAGACUUCAGGAAGGCCUUCUCUUCUAUUUUGGGUUGUAAUAAAAUUUUCCCCAGCACCACGGUGGAAACUGUGAAUUUCAGUAACGAGCUGGUGUCAUAUCAGCACGACACGACGCUUCAGAAGGAAGCACAGCCGCUGGCCGUUCAGCUGCCGCACACGGCAUCGAACCCUAGAGAGGAACCGAGCCUCCCGUAUAAGGAUUCAUUCACUUCUAACGUGUCAAGGAAUCAUAAAAACAUCAUUUUGCCCAACAUUGGGCAUUUUGAGUGCGACGGGGAGAUUUCCCUGGACACUAUCACGCCGUUUACCUCCACUGGACUUAUGGAGUGCGAGGGCAUCCCAGGUCAAAUCAUUAAUGAAUGACAUGCAUAAGAGACUUCUAUUAAUGUUGCUUUAGCUGGUCAGUGAACUGAUUCACUGGUGGAAUGAUAAACAGCAGUUAAUGAUCAAACACAGAUUCAGCUUUAGAUCUAAGAUUCAUACUUUAUCCAGGUUAUGGUGACUCAUUCUGGGUCACACAUCAUGACCAUAAAAGUGCACAAAAUACUUUUAAAUUCUGCAUAAAUAUAAUUUCGAUCAAUUCGGCAACAAAUAGCCAACAACAGCUACAUUUCAAAACUACCAGAUGUCCCGUAAUAAGAUAUGAUGUACUGGUUGAAUGUGAUAUGUUACACUGCAUGACAACAGGUCAUUCUCCCAGAGUUUCUUUAGAAUAAUUUAUAUCUCAACUCCACCAUGUAUUUAACCUACUUCAUACAGGAUUGCAUAAUGUGACCCUGGACAAAUGAAUAGGUACCAUGUUUCUCAAAUUAAAAUGCUUGAGGAUUAGGACACUGGCAGCUGAAAUCUCAUCUUUAGGUCCCUAUUGUGUAAAAAUGGAUCAAUUUGUAAUAACAUUGGGUAAGUUAAGUUGAUUUUAUUUUCAGAGUUAGUCCAUUUAACACUGCCUCCUUGAUCAAGCAAGGAAACAUCUAGAAUAUGAACAUAAAAUAUAAGCUUAUUGUAACACCUUACAAUAAUGUUAUAUUUGUUAACAUUAGUUAAUGCAUUUUGUAUCAUGAACUAAUGAUGAACAAUAAUUAUUUACAGAAUUUGUAGUGUUUAAUAAUAAAAAUGCAAUUGUUUAUUGUCACAAGUAGUUCAUAAUGCAUUAUCUUAUGUUAACGUAAACAACUUUUGAUUUUAAUAAUGUAUUAGUUUAUGUUGAAAUGAACAUGAACCAAGAUUAAGUGUGGUAAAAGUACUGUUCAUUGUUAGUUCAUGCUAUCUAAUGUAGUUAACUAAUUUUAACGAAUACAACCUUAUUGCAAAGUGCUACCGAGGUUAUAUAUAGACAGAUCAGAACAAAAUAAAAAUUAAUAAAAAAAAACAAAAUAAAUAAAAAAAAAAAACAAGGACACAUCAAAAAUUCUUAUAAAAUGUAAAGAUAAAUAUGUAUGAAGGACAUUGUUUGACUCUAUACUAUCAGUGCAGUCAAUAACAUGUUUUAUAGACAUAUAUACAGUGUGUGUGUGUGUGUGUGUGUGUAUA
This is a messenger RNA of Myxocyprinus asiaticus (Chinese sucker), 3476 nucleotides long. RefSeq names its product D(1C) dopamine receptor-like. Gene Ontology annotation, biological process: adenylate cyclase-activating adrenergic receptor signaling pathway. NCBI's taxonomy places the organism in Eukaryota, Metazoa, Chordata, Actinopteri, Cypriniformes, Catostomidae. Gene Ontology annotation, cellular component: membrane. The transcript has a single exon. The coding region runs from base 975 to 2309 and encodes 444 amino acids. The record is from RefSeq and is a predicted model, not a curated record. Gene Ontology annotation, molecular function: G protein-coupled receptor activity.